Molecule: messenger RNA, 4275 nt
Organism: Anarrhichthys ocellatus (wolf-eel)
Lineage: Eukaryota; Metazoa; Chordata; Actinopteri; Perciformes; Anarhichadidae
Product: proteoglycan 4-like
Exons: 7
Coding region: 1736-3175 (479 amino acids)
Source: RefSeq, a predicted model, not a curated record
CGGGAGAACCAGGACUGAGAGGAGCAGACUGUCAGACCUGCUGCAGUAACAUGAGAGGUUUUCUGAAGAGACUCUGCUGCUCAGAGACUUAAAGUACUUUGUGUUUAUUAAAAUAGAAACAUGAGUGUAUACUGUUACUCCUGCCGUUCAGCGGUUCAUUAAGCGGGUAACGACACAAAAUAGAUAUUUAAAGGUAUUUAUUAUGGACGCUCAUCUGGCACGUUUUUAUUGUGCGAUUGCGUCGACACAAUGAAUUAAAUGUCGGAGCGGCACAAGUUUAUUAAACAGAUAUUAAAAAACAAAAGAGACUCGGAGGAAGAGUCCAUGUUGUUGGUGUCGUCUUUAUUUAUCGUCUCAACGUUUCAUUAAAUGUGUUCAGACGUUAACUUAAAGUAACUUCUUCUUGAAUCUGUUGUUGAUUCUUGAUUGAAUAUGAAGUGCGUCUGUUUGUACGUGUUUAUGUUUGAAUGAAUCUUCUGUUGUGUUUGUGAAGAAUUGAGUUAAAACAGCUCCAAUAUUUUCAUAUUAUGAAUAUUCAAAGGACUCGGGAGGUAAAGAGUAACAUGACGGCGUUCAUUUGUUUCUUCUCCACAGUGAUAAAUAACAUAACGUUUCUGUUUAUCCGUUUGGUUUGAACUACGCUGCAAAAACUGUAAAAGAGUACAAAUACAAUAAAGCUCUACGUCCUGUUAGUUUCCUGUAGCGAGUGUUUCCAGAUGAACUGCUUCAGUUUAUUACUGUGUUUCAAAACACUUUGAAAGAGAUGUAAACAGGAAAUACAGUGAAUGUGAUGAAUAUCAUCGGAGCAUUAAUCUGCUUUUACAUCACCUACAAAAUGGCCGUGUGUUUAUCAAUCACUUUGAAGAAAAGUGUCCUCCGGUCCUCUUGAGCUCCGCCCUCUGUGUCGCCUCUUGUUCUGAAAGAAUAAAGAUGGCGACCAAAGCCCAAAAGACAGUGAAGUCAAAGAACGUGGCGGUUCCUUUAUGGACGAACGGUCGCUUUGUACUUCACACUUCAAACAUCGUUAAAGCGGAGUUCAUUAGUGAAGAUGAUCAUGAUGAACUAAACGUGUAAGAAUCAGAAAUGAUUGUUUGUUUUCUGUAAUAAUCCAGAAUCAAAUGGAAGAAUCUGAUUGGCUGUUUGUGGAGGGAACCAGUGGUGAUGACUUCCUGUUGGACUACAGACACACAUCAUCCUGCAGAUCUGUAUUUGUGCAAAUCUGAACUAAAUCCAAGCAAAGCUUUCUCCACUUGGACCGUCUCCGCUGUGUCUGCACCUCUGAGUGAGUCAACGUAUCUUCAUCAGCUGAUUCACUUUACUGAUGUUUAUUACAACCAUCGUCAUCAAAUGAUCUGGAACUGAAGUCCUGAGGAUUUGUGCUGCCAAUAAACUGAUUGGUGGCCAUGUUGAAACACAGGUGUGAUCAAUAACACUGAUUAUGAGCCUGCAUGUGCACGCUGACUCAACAGAACCAUAAUCACCUUCAUCAGUUACACCUGUGGACCCGUCUGCUGGGGCAGGAAGGACUCUUUACUUCAGUCAUGAGGACCCUUCAGGUCUCUGAGGACCGGGAGGAGGAGAUGUGGUAGAUCGACUUCCUGGAGCGAACGAGCUGCUGUUGGUUGGUAACCUGCUCACGAAACACAAAGCUGCAGGAAGAGGAAGGUCCUCCUGCUAGAUUUUGGGUGAAGCCGUCAGGAGCUGCUGAAGAUAUAUAUAAUAUAAAUAUUACACGAUGUCUCAACCCGUCGACGUGAACACGGAGAGGUGGCCCAUCGCUCCAGAUGGCUACAUCCCAAACUCUGUGAUCCUCAGCUGGAGGAAGAAGGGAAAGUGUUUUCCCCAGACGGACAUCUUGUCUCAUCUUCAUUGGGAGGACCUGAGGACAGGAUUAUUGUGGUUCACACAAGAUGAGGAGAACACAAGCGAUGUGGAAGAAGAUGAGAAGGAUGAAGAGGAGUCCUAUGACGUUCAGUGGAAGAUCAGUAUGCAGAACCUGCAGAUAACAUCUGAUGACGAACUAAUAAAUGAGGAGCCUCAGAGGGAAGAAGUCUGCUACGAUACAAGAGAGACCUUCAUAGCGACCUCCUGUCAUGAAAAUAAACAACCGAGAGAGCAUGACGAGGAAUGGAAGCUUUGUGAAGACGUCACACCUCCACUCCAACAUCUCGAACGGAGAACAUCCAGUUUCAUAACCACCGCGCAGCCGGAGCCUCCAGUGGAAAGUCGUGUGGUGUCUGCAGACGAUGUCCUCUCAAAGCAAGAACCCAGGAUAGCCUCAUACAUACCACCUACAGAGCCCAAAACCUUGACUCCUUGUCCCCCGAAGCCUCCUUCUCCGCCUAGAGAGCCCAAAGCCUUGACUCCUCAUCCCCCGGAGCCUCCUUCUUCGCCUAGAGAGCCCAAAACCUUAACUCCUCGUCCCCUGAAGCCUCCUUCUCCACCUACAGAGCCCAAAACCUUCACUCCUCGUCCCCCGAAGCCUCCUUCUCCACCUACAGAGCCCAAAACCUUCACUCCUCGUCCCCCGAAGCCUCCCCUUCCAACCCCAGAGGAUCCCCAACCAGACCUUGGACUUCCUGAGUUCUCGCCGAUCGGAGAUAAAAGGUUCCUCCUCUCUUCCACCAAAUAUAACAACAUCGGAACCCAAACACCGGUAUCCCUUGAUCGAAGAGUCUUGGAGCUCUACAAGAAGUACAGAGUUGGCAUCAGGAACUCGUCACGCCUUGGAAAAUGCUCCACCAUCACUGAGCGUCCUCUUGCUUCUACGCGCUCCACCGUUCAGUCUACUUCUGCACAGAACCUGAAGAACCUGCACAAACCUCUGCAAGGUUUCUGUUCUCCACCGGCCGCUAGAGAGCAUCCUGUCGAGUCUUCCGAUGCCAGACGGCGUGCAGCGAUCAUCCACGCACUGCGGCCUGGUGGCGCAGUAGACCACCAUAGGGUGGUGCAAAAGAUUUGGAUGAAAGACACCGUGGACCCCUCGUCCUUUCACUUCCACAACGUGAUCCCGUUGAACGCCCAACAGACCUUCUUCACUUUGAAUCCCUGUGGGAAGACCCAGUACGGGAGGCUGCAGUUUGACUGGAUGAGGGGACACGAUAAAGACAAGCUCUGCGGUUUAGACCUAAGGAGACGGCGGUUGGCUUUGUCCGAUCUUAGUAGAUCUACUUAGCAACUCGCCAGCUCUUGAACCAUUUCGUCAUUUGGUUGAACAAUAAAAUAAUGUGUUGCAUAAUUUGGGUUCAAACUAUAAUGAUGACAUUGUGGGUCGGUUGAUCCACUUCUUUGGCUCAGACAAAUAUCUCUCAACAAAUAUUGAAUUGGUUGGCAUGAAAUUUUGCACAGACGUUCAUGGUCCCAAGAGGAUGCAUCCUACUGACUUUGGCGACACCCUGCAACUUUCCUUUUUAGUGCCAUCUGCAGGUCACAACUCUCCAUUCACCAUCAAGUUUAGUUUAGUUGCACAAUAUAAAAAUGUGGGUGGGAAAAGCCCCACCAUUGCUUUAGUACGUUUAAAUCUUAUCGGAACAUUUACCUCAAUAAGAAAGUAAGACAUUUAGAAAGAACUGAAAAUUCAAAAGUAGACUAAGAGUUAGCCUUUGAAUUUGCUUUAGAGUAGGUCUUGAACUGUUCAGUAAUAUUCCCUUCACCUGGUAGUAUCUUAUGAAUAAAAACACAAAGAGGGAUCGUUCCUCGUGUGAAACGAGAAGCCAACGAUUUAUUAGUCACGUAACUUGCGUACUUCAGUAGGUAUUUCAUUUGUAGGUAUUUAACCCAACCGAAGAUCUCCGAAGAUCAUUUCUCUAAAGCGAACUAGUUUGUCUAAACCUCACUAAGUAGUUUAGUUGUCUGAACUUUAAAAUUUUUAAAUUGACUUGUGUUGCUGGACUUUCAGAUGAAAACGCAGAAAAAAAAGUAACUUUUCGUAAGAUUUAAUACUAACCGUCGUAUGAGGAUACAUUACUUUAGGUGAUAUAUCUGAAAAUGAAUGAAUGGAUUAUCAUUACAUUUUAUGGACAUUCAUGCUUCCUAGAUGAUGGAUCCUGAUGACUUUAGUGAUGAAUUUGAGGGAAAACAAAGACGUGAAUAUUUUGUCGUUGACAGAUUGAUGAGUAAUCUGAUAAAGAAUCAGAAACAUUAACUACGUUAAUUCAUACAGGCAUUAAAGCUGACAAACAAAUAUGACGACCGCUGCCACACAUUGUCUCAGGAGGUUUAAUGUACAAUAAAGACCAAUAAAAUAAAAUAAUACAAUAUGGUGGAACAGAAUGA